Molecule: messenger RNA, 2426 nt
Organism: Magnolia sinica
Lineage: Eukaryota; Viridiplantae; Streptophyta; Magnoliopsida; Magnoliales; Magnoliaceae
Product: probable glucan 1,3-beta-glucosidase A
Exons: 11
Coding region: 548-2194 (548 amino acids)
Biological process (GO): cell migration; actin filament bundle assembly; establishment or maintenance of cell polarity
Cellular component (GO): cytoplasm; actin cytoskeleton
Molecular function (GO): hydrolase activity, hydrolyzing O-glycosyl compounds; actin filament binding
Source: RefSeq, a predicted model, not a curated record
AAAUUAUAAUUUUACAUUUUUGGUAAAGUUGUAUGAAAUUAAAUGAACAUUAGAUGACAUAUACAGAAAAUGGAAGAGGAUGAACGUCCUCGAACGGGAGAAAAUCCAUUGCAGAAAGCAUUAAUUGCGUGAAGCCUUUUAAUCCCUUGACAUGUUCCAGCAAACCUCUGCAGUGCAUGCAAGUAUACAUUGUGAGUAUCAUACACCGAAUUAGGGUGUAGGUAUCAUCCCAACACCGGUUUUCUUGAGUUGGUGCCCCUUUCAAAUCCUUGUUUCUCACUGAAGCCAUUUCUAUCUUACACCGAAAGAAACAAAACAGACUCUGAAAAAGGUGGUGACCCCAUUCUUGCUGAUAAAGAAUAUCUUUUUCUCCGACCCCGUAAUCUCAUUCAUAAAUUUUUAUUCUUUCUUUCACGGAGUAGUUAAAAAACUGCUGCGUUUCUGCAUUUGGCUAGCUUCGAUUUCCGAAGAAACAAACCCAAUUAAAUAAGAGCAAAGAGAAACAAUCCUAAACCUUAUAUGCUUUGUUUUAAGAGUCCCGUUUGGUAUGAAUUGGGUGAUAAGAAAGAGAUUGCUUUCUUUCACCUGCAUUUCCAUGGAAGUUGUUUUCCGCAGAUGGGUUUUUUCCUUUCUAAUCGGUUGUUGGGUUUUCAUAUCUGUUGCUUUCUCAGUGGAGAGCUUGAAUGGGAGUCCAAAGGUUAGAGGUGUGAAUUUGGGUGGAUGGUUGGUGGUGGAAGGUUGGAUUAAACCAUCGCUGUUUGACGGCAUUCCCAAUGGAGAUAUUAUUGAUGGGACCCAAUUGCAGUUCAAAUCGGUGGUGUUCCAAAAGUACGUGAGUACAGUGAAUGGGGGAGGAGCGGAAGUGACAGUGGAUAGAGACGUUCCUUCUUCGUGGGAAACCUUCAGGGUGUGGAGAGUAUCUGCUACAGAAUUUCAGUUCCGAUCCAAUGCAGGUCAGUUUCUAACAUCUGAUGGUGGAGGGGGUUCAGUAUCUGCCACGGCACAAUCACCUUCCACAAAAGAGACAUUUUUUAUAGAAAGAUUUCGUAACAGAGUUCACAUUAAACUUCUAAAUGGAUCCUACGUGCAGGCUGCAUCAGAAAAUCAGCUCACAGCUGACUAUCUUGGGGUGCCGGGAUGGGACGAUAAUGCAGCAACAUUUGAAAUGACAAUUGUCGCGAAUAUCUUGCAUGGAGAUUACCAGCUUGCUAAUGGUUAUGGACAUGAUAUUGCUAAAGAAGUCUUGAGGAAACAUAGAAGCAGCUUUGUGACACGAGAAGAUUUCCGUUUUCUGUUUGAGCAUGGGAUUAAUACUGUGAGAAUUCCUGUUGGAUGGUGGAUUGCACAUGAUCCUAACCCUCCAUUUCCUUUCAUUGGAGGAAGUUUAGCAGCUCUGGACAAGGCGUUCUCAUGGGCACUGGAUUUUAAUAUAAGGUGCAUAAUUGAUCUUCAUGCCGCUCCAGGCUCCCAAAAUGGGGUGGAGCAUAGUGCGAGUAGAGAUGGUUCGAUAGACUGGCCUAAUUCUGCAGACUACAUCUCACAAAGCUUAGAUGUUAUUAACUUUUUAGCCUCCAGGUAUGCUCACCAUCCUGCUCUGUUGGGGAUUGAGCUUUUGAAUGAGCCUUCUGCAGCUGGAGUUCCAUUAGACGUCUUAGUUACAUAUUACUUAAGAGGUUAUGAAGUAGUACGGAAGUACUCUUCUACGGCCUAUGUGAUAUUCUGCCAGAGAAUAGGCAAUGCUGACCCAAUAGAGCUUUAUCAGGCAAACAUUGGCAGUUUGAACACAGUAGUGGAUCUGCACUACUAUAACCUCUUUGAUUCAUUUUUCAAUAACACAAGUGCUCCGGAUAAUAUUCAGUUCAUAUAUAAGAGCAGGCAGCCACAAGUGCAAUCACUGAACAAUGCAAAUGGCCCCCUUGUCUUUAUUGGGGAAUGGGUGAACGAGUGGUACGUGAAUAAUGGUUCCCAGGCAGAGUACCAGGACUUUGGAAAGGCACAACUAGAUGUUUAUAAUGCUGCUUCCUUUGGAUGGUCAUAUUGGACACUCAAGAAUGCAAGAAAGCAUUGGGACUUUGAAUGGAACAUCUUGAACAGGUUCCUCUUAUUAGAAGCUUCAUCAAACAAGCAAAUCCCAAGCAAUGUUCUGUUGCUCAUGUUGGCAUGCGGGUGCUUUUAUUUCCACCAUGUGGUAUGAUGGAUAAUACAGGAGCAUCCAAAGGGACCGCAGAAGAAAGGCUUGCUGCAGUUCUCUUUCCACACCUCACAGGUAACUCAACGCAGCGAUCAAUUUCAACAAUUUUCCAUAAUAAUGAAAGAGCAUUGUAUCCAAAGAAAAUGUAAAAGAUACUAUACAACGAAUAAGGCUAUGUUCCUCCAUUUCCAUUAUGUACAAUGUAUCACAUAACGAUCAGAGCAAGUUCUCUCCA